Molecule: messenger RNA, 2184 nt
Organism: Coregonus clupeaformis (lake whitefish)
Lineage: Eukaryota; Metazoa; Chordata; Actinopteri; Salmoniformes; Salmonidae
Gene: mks1
Product: MKS transition zone complex subunit 1
Exons: 18
Coding region: 270-1952 (560 amino acids)
Biological process (GO): cilium assembly
Cellular component (GO): MKS complex
Source: RefSeq, a predicted model, not a curated record
AGGUAGAGACUGUUGUUACCAUGCAACGAGCAGACGCUUGUGAAAAGUACUAACGUUAUCUACAAAAUUGGGUUGCUAGCAAAUUGACUAAAUUGCCUGCUGCUAACCAUCUUGGUGCUAGAUACAUAGCGCGCGAGUGUAUGUUGCUAGUUAAGCUAACGUUAGCUUGCAAGCUAAUAAUAAUAUUUAUCAAGAAAACAACUGCAGCAUAGCUUGCUAGCUAACCUAGCUAGCUAGCCAGCCAUCAAAAAAGUUCCUAACGUUACAACAUGGCAGACGGCUGGAGCACCGACACGGGAGAGGCUGUCUAUCGUUCCCGGGAUGCUGUCAAAAACCUUCAAAUUAAGAUCCGUAUUCAGAGAGUCACCUCCACAGCAGCCCUCUCCCAACACCUUCAGCAGCAGGUUUUGGCUCAACCGGAGAGGGAAGGCAUUGAGCUGGACACCCUCAACUCACCGGCUCAAUCAGCCGGAGACGAUGAGGAGGAGUUGGUGGUAGGCUGGCAGGAGAAGCUGUUCAGUCAGUAUGAAGUGGAUUUGUUCCAGAGUGAGUCAGUAUGCCAGACUCCACUGGAGAGGCAAUACCACACAGAGAUCAUUGCUCUGGGGCGGACCAGGGGCAGACGGAACCGCAGGAUUUUUACCUACUCCGAUUUUGACCGCUACACCAAUUGGGAAGGGCAUUCCCAGAGUAUGGUGACGCAGGUCAAGUCCAACCCUACCUUCCUGGCAGAAAGGAUGGCCAAUGUCAGACACAGACGACAGGACAGACGCCCAGUUGACAGCACCAUCCCUAAGUCCAGGCUGAUUACCUGGGAGCCCUCAGAGGACUUUGUGAAGACCAGCCACGUGGUCAACACACCUGUACAGACCAUGCACAUCAUGGGGGACCUGGGACCACCGGGCAAACUUGGCCAAAAGGAGAAGGAAUGCUUGUUGUGCACGAUAAGAGCAGAUGGAAAUGGAGUGGUCACCAUCAAACCAGACUUCAACAAAGGCAAAGAGCCCUACAGGGUUGAGACGGAGGGGGAGAAGAGGGAGGUGUGGCGUCUAACCCUGGAGAACGUGUCAGAAGGCAUCAGACCAGAGGAGAAGGAACGGGAACAGCGCAUGUAUAAAGACCUUUAUGUACGUCAUAAAGACUACCUCAACAGCUUGGUUGGCCAGGACUUUGAAAUGCCACCCCCUGGAAUUCUGCGUCUGUUGGUUAAUGGAGAAAUAGACUCAGCCAAAGGCUUUGAAUAUGACAACUUAUACAUCCACUUUUUCAUGGAGCUGCCCAACAAUUGGUCCACUCUGCCAUUCCAGUCUCUCUCUGGAGUGACUCAGACUUGUCGCACAAAGACCAUAGGAAAGGACGACGUGGCUUUCUUCAGUUACCCUUUCAGCUUUGAGGCAUUCUUCAGGAGAAAGGAUGAGACAGAGGAAUCCCUUCCCCAAUGGCCAGUUCUGUACUUCAAAGUCCUCUCCCUGGACUUCUGGCAGCGCUACAGAAAUGAAGGCUAUGGCUACCUGGUCAUUCCUUCCACCCCUGGGAAGCAUACAGUAACGUGUCAUACGUGGAGACCGCUGCAGACGGGAACAGUGUCAGAACUGAGACGCUUCUUCAUUGGUGGAUCCCCUGAGCUGGAGGACUACAGUUAUGUCAGAGUCCCAGGGACCUUCAAGGGAGAGAGGCUGAGUCGCUUUGGCUUCCGCACACAGACCACAGGCAGCGUCACCUUCAACCUCCAUUGUAUCCAGCACGCCAGGGCGUUUGUUGAUGCCAGCACCCUGAAGAAGAGGAUGCAGAGUGUUCUGGACCAGCUGGGAGGCUUCAGUCAGCAAGGGGCUGUCUAUAAUGUCCUGGAGGCAUUCCAGAGGGCCAGGAGACGGAUGCAUGAGGCCAGAGAGAGUCUUCCCCGAGACCUCAUAAACACUACAGCCCAACAAAACUCUGAGUCCACCUCAUAGACACAUACAUGGUUUACAUACAGUAGGCAGCACAGCGUUCACCUGAAAGAAAAUGCGAAGGAAAUGCCAGGAUUAAAUAUAACAUCUCCCUGUUCAACAGCCAUCUAUGUUUAUGUUCUGUAAUUUUGUAAGUAUUACAAUGCAUGUACACCUGUAUACAUUGAGUAUACCAAACAUUAGGAACACCUUCCUAAUAUUGAGUGGGACCCCCCCCCCCCUUCCUUUUACUCAG